This is a messenger RNA of Saitoella complicata NRRL Y-17804, 876 nucleotides long. RefSeq names its product Nep1-domain-containing protein. Gene Ontology annotation, biological process: rRNA base methylation. Gene Ontology annotation, cellular component: nucleolus; small-subunit processome. The record is from RefSeq and is a predicted model, not a curated record. Gene Ontology annotation, molecular function: rRNA (pseudouridine) methyltransferase activity; rRNA binding. The transcript has 2 exons. Bases 1 to 876 code for a protein of 291 amino acids. NCBI's taxonomy places the organism in Eukaryota, Fungi, Ascomycota, Saitoellomycetes, Saitoellales, Saitoellaceae.
AUGCCCACUCACAACAUCGGCGACCACCAAUCCCAAGCCGACCCGAACGGCGAAACAACAACCCCCACCACUACCCUCCGACCAAACGCCGCAGCCUUCGUUCCCUCCCAGUCCCAGUCCCAGUCUCAGUCCCAGUCCCAGUCCCAGUCCCAGUCCCACAAAGCCACAAACCCCUCCCUCGUCCCCCAACAAGCAAAAGUCCCCACCACCCCGACCGAGAAGCAGAAUACCCAGCGCCUGAUCGUGGUGUUGAUGCAAGCGAGUCUGGAGACGUAUAAAGUUGGAAAGACAAAGGAUGCAAAGUAUCAGUUGUUGAAUUGCGAUGAUCAUCAGGGGAUUUUGAAGAAGAUGGGGGUUGAGGCUAGACCGGAUAUCACCCACCAGUGUCUACUCACCCUUCUCGACUCUCCCCUUAACAAGGCCGGUCGCCUCCAAGUCUACAUCCAAACCCAGAAAAACGUCCUCAUCGAAGUCAACCCCCACGUCCGUAUCCCCCGCACAUUCAAACGCUUCUCCGGACUCAUGGUCCAACUCCUCCACAAGCUCUCUAUCCGCUCCGUCAACGGCUCCGAAAAACUCCUCAAAGUCAUCAAAAACCCAAUCACGGACCACCUUCCCGCCAACUGCCACAAAAUUACGCUCUCGUUCGAUGCGCCGGCUGUCAAGUUGAGCGAGUAUGUUCCGAAGGCGUGUGUGGAUGAGAAGGGAGAGCCGAGGAGUUUGUGUAUUGCGCUUGGGGCUAUGGCGCAUGGGGAGGAUAAUUUUGCGGAUGGGUGGGUUGAUGAGAAGAUUGCGGUUAGUGAGUAUGCGUUGAGUGCGUCUGUCGCUUGUGGAAAGUUCUGUUGUGCUGCUGAGGAGACUUGGGGUAUUCUUUAA